AUGAAGUCACUGGGAGAGAGAGUUCAGCAAUUGACUGAGAAUGCCAUGAAGAAAUCCAUCACAAGAAUGAACAAAGAAAAGUUCAUGCUUUAUGCCAAGUCUGUACCUAGGAAUUACUCACUGGUCGUAAUGUUUACAGCCUUGUCCUCCAAGAGGCAAUGUGCCAUUUGUCGGCAAGCCUUUGAUGAGUUUCAGAUAGUUGCCAAUUCUUUCCGGUACUCACAGUCAUUCUCAAACAAGCUCUUCUUUGGCCUUGUGGAUUUUGAUGAGGCCUCAGAUGUUUUCCAAUAUAUGAAAGUUAAUGCUGCCCCCCAGAUUAUGCACUUCCCUGGAAAGGGGAAACAGAAAAAAGGUGAUGUUAUGGACUUCGGAAUGUAUGGGCUGUCUGCUGAGGCAGUUGCAAAGUGGAUUCUCGAAAGAACUGAGAUUCAGAUACGGGUCUUCCGGCCCCCUAACUACUCUGGUAGCAUUGCCAUCCUCAUUCUCUUUGUCUUGGUCGCUGGGCUGUUGUAUUUGCGAAGGAACAACUUGGACUUCUUGGCAAACAAGACCAUGUGGGGUCUGGCGUGUCUGGGAUUCAUGUUUGCCAUGAUAUCAGGUCAAAUGUGGAACCAUAUCAGGUCACCACCCUUCAUCCAUCGAAACCACCAGGGAAAUUUCGGGUACAUCUAUGGUUCCUCUCAGGGCCAGCUCGUGCUGGAAACCUACAUUGUCAUUGGAAUAUAUGCUGCUAUUGUCUUUGGAAUGAUCCUCAUGAUUGAGUCUGGGAGCAACACAAGCAAGACAGAUGUGGGGAAAAAGAAGCUUCAGGCUGUCAUCGGUCUUGCGCUCAUGGCCUUCUUUUUCUCACUCCUUCUCUCCAUCUUCCGUUCCAAGUCUGGCGGGUAUCCAUACAGUUUCUUAUUGAAAUGAUGGAUUCGUCAUAUAGCAAGACGUCGAUGUCUGUGAUCUCAGUGGUUGCUUUUUCAUGUUUGGAUGACUGUGGGAAAAUCUCAAUUCACGUUCACAUGCAGUAUAGAAUCUACAUGAAUAAAGGGGAACAUAACGA
Darwinula stevensoni is the source of this 1048-nucleotide messenger RNA. The record is from the annotation of a GenBank genome assembly. Lineage: Eukaryota; Metazoa; Arthropoda; Ostracoda; Podocopida; Darwinulidae.